Molecule: messenger RNA, 531 nt
Organism: Iphiclides podalirius (scarce swallowtail)
Lineage: Eukaryota; Metazoa; Arthropoda; Insecta; Lepidoptera; Papilionidae
Source: the annotation of a GenBank genome assembly
AUGAUGGCUCAUGUGCGGGCGGUGGAGAAAACGGCGGACAGGGUGAUCUACUCAGGGCUGUCGGGAGAAGAUGAACCUCCGUUAUCAGAUGAGGAGGGACGGAGAGACGACAUAGUUAGGAAAGCUAUAAAGCGUCAGCAACAAAAUGUCACCGGGGGGACACGUCAAUUACGGCUGGGGGAUGAGGUCUGGUUACGUAAGUACGGUGGCCAAGAUAAAUGGGUGGCAGGGAAGAUCACAGAAAAGAUCACAGAAAAGUCGCCGAUGCGUUUGGCAAGUACUUCUAGCCUCAACGAAGACGCGGAACAGAGAAGUCAGCUGUACGAGGCGCCGAGUCCGGGUCACUCCGUGAGGGAUGCGUCGGCGAUAGGCACAGAAGCAUCCGACGGCUCCGAUAACCAGGAAGAGUUUCGGGACUGCCAAGAACAACCGGUUCAGAGUAACACACAAUUGCCCGAGCUACCCCCUGAGCCGCCCCAGUCUCGUCCAUUUCGUCAAUGUCGUAUUAAUAACCCACCGCGUUAUAAAUUC